ACUGCCAAGCAAUACGCCUCUUUUGCCAUCGCUCUCCCUCCCUUCACCGAUCGCAGGGCGUCACCGUCGCGAAGCUCAGCACGAUGGUGAAGUUUUUGAAGCCCAACAAGGUGGUUGUGCUCUUGCAGGGACGGUACGCCGGCCGCAAGGCCGUAAUUGUCAAGAACUUCGACGAUGGCACCAAGGAGCGCCCCUACGGCCAUGCUAUCGUCUGCGGAAUUGCUAAGUAUCCCCGCAAGGUGAUCAAGAAAGCGUCUCAGAAGACCAUCGCCAAGCGUUCGAGAGUCAAAGCGUUCACUAAGGUGGUCAACUACAACCACAUCAUGCCGACCAGGUACUCUUUGGAUGUGGAUUUGAAAUCUACUGUAACAGCGGACAAGUUGGAGUCUACUGCUAGCCGCGUAGAGGCCAGAAAGGGGGCGAAAGCUGUUUUGGAGGAGAGGUUCAAGACUGGCAAGAACAGGUGGUUUUUCACCAAACUUCGUUUCUGAAAUCUUCUUAGGUUAUGGAAUGAAACGUAGAAUUUCUACCUCUAUUCCUAAUGGUACCAUGCGAAUAUCUAAAUCAUUGCAAGAAGCAUGCCCUCAACCAAUUUGGUAAUAGACAAUUUUUUCUCCCCAA
Messenger RNA from Physcomitrium patens, 621 nucleotides. RefSeq names its product large ribosomal subunit protein eL27. Gene Ontology annotation, cellular component: ribosome. Lineage: Eukaryota; Viridiplantae; Streptophyta; Bryopsida; Funariales; Funariaceae. Gene Ontology annotation, biological process: translation. Gene Ontology annotation, molecular function: structural constituent of ribosome. The record is from RefSeq and is a predicted model, not a curated record.